This is a messenger RNA of Ictidomys tridecemlineatus (thirteen-lined ground squirrel), 5614 nucleotides long. RefSeq names its product baculoviral IAP repeat-containing protein 2. Gene Ontology annotation, biological process: positive regulation of protein ubiquitination; negative regulation of apoptotic process; negative regulation of necroptotic process. Lineage: Eukaryota; Metazoa; Chordata; Mammalia; Rodentia; Sciuridae. Gene Ontology annotation, cellular component: nucleus; cytoplasm. Gene Ontology annotation, molecular function: cysteine-type endopeptidase inhibitor activity involved in apoptotic process; ubiquitin protein ligase activity. The record is from RefSeq and is a predicted model, not a curated record.
ACGUCACCGUGCGUCAGCGUUGGCCCAGCUGGGGUUUGGGGUUUGGGUUUUGGGGUUUGGAAACGGCAGAACGCCGCGGAGCUGGUCGUUACCUGGCUCUGUUUCGCUUAGACGCAGUUGCUUUCCUGGUGUGAGGAGGUCUCCCAGCAGCCGCCCUGCUUUAGUGCUUUCAGCGCUGGUACUGUGAUGUACAGCCCUGAAGAGUUCCCCCCUAUUCAUUUUUUCCCCUGCAGAAAUGAAUCUCAUUAUGGAAAGUGCAAAGCUUUAUAAAGGGAUAAAGUUUGAAUUUUAUGGAGUGUAAUUUUGUGUAUGAAUCACAUUUUUAAUAUAUAGUUUUCAUAAAGAAAGCUAGUAAAUUCUGGUACAUUCUGUGUAAACAUUAAUUUUAUUGGUAAUAUAGUGUUAGGCAUUUGUGAUAACAAAAGAGUUGUCUUGGUAAAUUGAUUCCUCAUUUAUCAUGACUGAUACCAUAUCUGAAUGGUCCUUAAAUGAAAAUCAGCUUAUUUAAAAUUUUUAAUGCAAUAUAGAAAGUGUGUGUUGUGGAAAUUUUAUGGCUGAUUUUUUGGAGAAAAUACCGUCAGUUGACCAGGUAUAAUAAAGAGAUAUGCAGAGUUAAGAAGAAAGACAACGUGAUACUGCAGGAAAUAGAAACAAAAUAGAUAAUGUUUAGCAAAGGUAGACAAGUUAACGGUGAGCUUUAAACAAUAUUCAUUUGACAUCUCUUAUAACAGGUGUAGGACACAAUAAGGCUUUGGGUGUUGACUUCCCCAAAAGUUGUUGGCUGAAGCUAAUAUAACCCACUUAAGUCAAUUCUGUGAUAAGUUGUGUGCAAUUAGCUUUUAAAUAAUGUGACCCUUUGAAAAUUUUAAUUACUUAUUUGCUAGAAUAAGAUGGGAUUAUUUUGGAUUUCACAGUAAAGUGCUUGUAAAGGGAAAAAAGCCUAAAUUUAACUUUACUUUUGUGGCAUAAUCAGUAAUUGUCCUUAUAUCUAGACUUUAUAGCUUGUAACCAAAAGCAAAUUAAAAAACAUAAUUUAGGUAUUCUAUAGUUACUUAGAAUUUUGAGAAUAUAAACUUCUUUGAAAAAUAGUUUUAAUAUCUUUAUAAGUGUGUAAACUCUUUUUAGGCCUUUAAGUCAGUUAUUAUACCAAAUUGUGAGCAAAUAGCGUGUAGGUUACUUAAAAGUGUUAAUAGAAUCCCAAAGUACUCAUAAGUAUCUUGGUAAUUUAGGAGAAAUAUAAAUCUAGUAAAGAAGGUAUGGUGGUUCAACUAAAUAGAAGUCUUUGAUUUCUUUUUGUGGCAAAAAGUGACAAGAAAUUGUAUGUGAAAGUUUUAGUCAUCAAAAAGUACUUCUUUCUACUCAUGCACAAAACUACCUCCAAAGAGUUAUCCAAGAUCCCUUGCAUCAAAAAAUAAGGAGUAUAAUGGAAGACAGCACAAUCUUGUCAAAUUGGACAAAUAACAACAAACAAACAAUGAAGUAUGAUUUUUCAUGUGAGCUCUACAGAAUGUCUACAUAUUCAACUUUCCCCAUCGGUGUUCCUGUUUCAGAAAGGAGUCUUGCUCGUGCUGGUUUUUAUUACACUGGUGUGAAUGACAAAGUCAGAUGUUUCUGUUGUGGCCUGAUGCUGGAUAAUUGGAAACAAGGAGACAGUCCUAUUGAAAAGCAUAAACAGCUAUAUCCUAGCUGCAGCUUUAUUCAGAAUCUGGUUUCAUCUAGUCUGCAAGCCACCUCUAAGAAUACCUCUCCAAUGAGAAACCAUUUUGCACAUUCAUUAUCUCCUAGUUUGGAACGGAGUGGCUCAUUCAGCGAUUCUGUUUCCUGCCUUUCACCAAAUCCUCUUAAUUCUAGAGCUGUUGAAGACUUCUCUCCUCUGAGGACUAACCCCUAUAGUUAUGCAAUGAGUACUGAAGAAGCCAGAUUUCUUACUUAUAAUAUGUGGCCCUUAACCUUUUUGUCACCAUUGGAAUUGGCGAGAGCUGGCUUUUACUAUGUAGGACCUGGAGAUAGGGUAGCCUGCUUUGCCUGUGGUGGGAAGCUAAGUAACUGGGAACCAAAGGAUGAUGCUAUGUCAGAACACAGGAGACAUUUUCCCAACUGUCCGUUUUUGGAAAAUUCUCUAGAAACACUGAGGUUUAGUAUUUCAAAUCUGAGCAUGCAGACACACACAGCUCGAAUGAGAACAUUUAUGUACUGGCCAGCUAGUGUUCCAGUUCAGCCUGAGCAGCUUGCGAGUGCUGGAUUUUAUUACGUGGAUCGCAAUGAUGAUGUCAAAUGCUUUUGUUGUGAUGGUGGCUUGAGAUGUUGGGAAUCUGGAGAUGAUCCAUGGGUAGAACAUGCCAAAUGGUUUCCAAGGUGUGAGUUCUUAAUACGAAUGAAAGGGCAAGAGUUUGUUGAUGAGAUUCAAGCUAGAUAUCCUCAUCUUCUUGAACAGCUGUUGUCAACUUCAGAUACUACUGGAGAAGAAAAUGCUGAACCAAUUGUUCAUUUGGGACCUGGAGAAAGUUCUUCAGAAGAUGCAGUCAUGAUGAAUACACCUGUGGUUAAAUCUGCUUUAGAAAUGGGCUUUAGUAGAAGUCUGGUAAAACAGACAGUUCAAAGUAAAAUCCUAACCACUGGAGAGAAUUAUAAAACAGUUAAUGAUAUUGUAUCAGCACUUCUUGAUGCUGAAGAUGAAAGAAGAGAAGAGGAGAAGGAAAGACAAGCUGAAGAAAUGGCAUCAGAUGAUUUGUCAUUAAUACGGAAGAAUAGAAUGGCUCUUUUUCAACAGUUGACAUGUGUCCUUCCUAUCUUGGAUAGUCUUUUAAAGGCCAACGUAAUUAAUAAACAGGAACAUGAUAUUAUUAAACAAAAAACACAGAUACCUUUACAAGCAAGAGAACUGAUUGAUACCAUUUUAGUUAAAGGAAAUGCUGCAGCCAACAUCUUCAAAAACUGUCUAAAGGAAAUUGACUCUACAUUAUAUGAGAACUUAUUUGUGGAAAAGAAUAUGAAGUAUAUUCCAACAGAAGAUGUUUCAGGUCUGUCACUAGAAGAACAGUUGAGGAGAUUACAAGAAGAAAGAACCUGCAAAGUGUGUAUGGAUAAAGAAGUUUCUAUUGUGUUCAUUCCUUGUGGUCAUCUGGUAGUAUGCCAGGAGUGUGCCCCAUCUCUAAGAAAAUGUCCUAUUUGCAGGGGUAUAAUCAAGGGUACUGUUCGUACAUUUCUCUCAUAAAAGAAUAGGCUAUAUUUUAGUCUUUACCAAAAAGCCUUUAAGGUGUUGUUGAACAUUGCAAGCCAUCUAAAAUUAAAACAAGGAAUGUUUGGUUCUUUAUUUAGUAACAUUUAUGUUCUAUUUAGGUAUGAAUAAUCUUAUUUCAAAAAGAGAUAGUAUUGUAUAUUUAAUCUUAAUCUGUUUAGUUUUAAGAGAAGACUUGUUUUUCAUGAACUAAAUCAGUAUGUAAGUGUGAACACAGGAAGAAUUAAAGGAGUAGUGUCAGUGUUGUUAUGGGUCAUUUCAGGAGUUACUGGAUUUGGUAUUUAUGAAAGCUUUGAGUACUACAUUACAGUAUAGUUGAAAAACUAAAUUAGUAACACUGGAAUUCAUCACAGUUGUUGACAGAGUCUUUGGUGCUUUUACUUGUUUUGUUAAGUAAGGAUUUUUCUGUUACUGAUAAACAAUAUUUCCCCUAACCUGUGAGAAACAAUAAAAUGCUUUAUAAUUAUUGUAUCAUCAAAAUUUAUUUCUUUUACCCUAUUAUAAAAAGUAAUUUUCAUCUGUGUUUACUCAUUUGCUAUGAAGUAAAAAAUUGAAUUCAUGAAACAAAUAAUUGUUUUUUAAAUAUGAUUCAUGGGAAUUCCCUUAAAAGACGGUAUAGUUGCUUUGUAUAAUGUAGAUAAAAUGUUGGAUUAAAACUGAAUCAUUAUCAAAAACUCUUAGUAAAAUUAGAUAAAUCUACAUUUAUUUUUUUUAAAUAAAAAAUAGCUUUGUUGCAUAGGUGUUGAUAGGGUGAGCAGAUAGGAAGUGGACAACUGUAGGUACCUCCUUUUUGGCACAAGCCUAUUUGACCUUUCUUACAUCUAACUCUGGCAGACUUUGGAGGUGAGGUAGAUAGGAGGUUUAGUGUUUAAAAACUCCAUUUUCCUUUCUCCACUAGUCUUUUAGAUUUCUUCAAAUGGAGAGUAUGCUGAGAAGGGUGGGUGAAAAUUUCUCCAUUCUCCAGUUUCUUCUCUUGCAUUUGUUUCCCUCUUAAUGUUCUGAUACAUGUCUGUAAAUGCAGAUGCAUACAUCUAGGUUCAAGACCUCAUAUCCAGUAAAAGAGAGUCUCAUUAUAUAGAAGGAAUGUAAAGUGAAUUUUUUACGCCUUAAGUUUUAUUUAUUUAUUUAUUUUUGAGGUACUGGGGAUUGAAUUUGGGUCCUCUACCUCUGAGCUACAUUCCCAUCCUUUUUUACUUUUUAUUUUGAAACAGUAUCUCACUGUGUUUCCUGUCAGAUUUUGCAGUCCUCCUGCCUUAGCCUCCUGAGUAGCUAAGUAAGGAUUUUUCUGUGGUUAUCUGGUAGUAUUCCAGGAAUGUGCUCCUUCUGUAGGAAAAUGUCCUGUUUGCAGGAGUAUAAUUAAAGGUACUCUUUGUACAUUACUCUCAUAAAAGAAAAUAGGAUAUAUGUUAGUCUUUGCCAAAAAGCCUUUAAGCUCUUGUUGAACAUUGCAAGCCAUAUAAAAUUUGAAAAAGGAAUGAUUGGUUCUUCAACACCUGUAUCUCAGACCUAGAACUACAAGAAUUAUAGAUGUAUCCUAGAACCCCCUAAAAUUUACUAGAUACAAAACAUUGUUAAUUUUUCUUUUAUUCUGAAUGUUACCAUACCUGAAGAGUUAAUCAGCUCUUUUGAGGAGUCAGAUGAAGUUCUUUAGUCAAAUAACCAGUGUAUCUAAAUCAUAGAACUAAUCUUGAGUUGGGAUAUAGCCAGGUGGUAGAGAACUUGCUUAGAAUGUGCCAGGCCCUAGGUUUGAUCCAUAGCACUACAAACAAAACAAAAAUUUCCCCACCCUUGGAAAAACAAUCCCUCUUGUUAUUAUAAAAUGUUAUUAAAUCUUUUAUUUUGCUUUUUGCUUAAUAUAAUAGCUGCUAUGUAUCAAGGAACCACUGUGUGCCACGCAGAGUCAGAGGUGUUUUAAAAAAUUGAAAUGUGCUCUGGGCUGAAUUUUACCCCUUUGAAAUUCUUAAGUUCUAAUCCUCAGUACUUCAGAAUGAGACUGUUUUUGGAAAUAGGGCUCUAAAAGAGGUAAUUUACUAAGGUGAAAUAUGAUAAUAUAGGUGAGUUCUAAUCGACAGCCUCAAAGAAAAGGAGAUUUAAAAACAGGCACACAAAAUGAAGACCACCUGAAGAUAUUGGAAAAGAUGGCUACUUAACAAGCCAAGAAGAAGCCUUAGAAGAAACCAAGCCUGCCAACACCUGGAUUUUAAAACUUAUAACUACAAGAAAGAACUAUGAGAAAAUUUCUGUUAUUUAAGCCACCCAGAUUGUGGGACUUUGUUAUGGUGACUUAAAACUAAUAUAAGGUGGUUGGUACUUUAAAGGACAUUAGCUCUAAUCUUUUCUGCAACUCUACAAAAUAAAAUUUGAACAUGGGUCUCA